Messenger RNA from Labrus mixtus (cuckoo wrasse), 775 nucleotides. It is a transcript of the gene anapc10, whose product is annotated as anaphase promoting complex subunit 10. The transcript has 5 exons. The record is from RefSeq and is a predicted model, not a curated record. Gene Ontology annotation, cellular component: anaphase-promoting complex. Gene Ontology annotation, biological process: anaphase-promoting complex-dependent catabolic process; protein K11-linked ubiquitination. The coding region runs from base 22 to 582 and encodes 186 amino acids. NCBI's taxonomy places the organism in Eukaryota, Metazoa, Chordata, Actinopteri, Labriformes, Labridae.
UGUGUUUUCUGUUUCUUAAAGAUGGCCACACCGAGUAAGACCCCGCCGGGCGCCGACCCGAAGCAGCUGGAGCGGACAGGGACCGUCAGAGAGAUCGGCUCCCAGGCCGUGUGGUCGCUCUCCUCCUGUAAACCAGGUUUCGGAGUGGAUCAGCUGAGAGACGACAACCUGGAGACGUACUGGCAGUCAGACGGAUCUCAGCCUCAUUUAGUCAACAUUCAGUUCAGGAGGAGAACCACGGUGAAGAUGUUGUGUAUUUAUGCCGACUACAAGUCAGACGAGAGCUACACGCCGAGUAAGAUCUCCGUCAGAGUCGGGAACAACUUCCACAACUUACAGGAGAUCAGGCAGCUGGAGAUGGUGGAGCCCAGUGGAUGGAUUCACAUCUCUCUGUUGAAUCAGCGCACAAACGAGCCGAUCAGCACCUUCAUGAUCCAGAUCGCGGUGCUCGCCAACCACCAGAACGGCCGCGACACACACAUGCGUCAGAUCAAAGUCUACACGCCCGUGGAGGAGAGCUCCAUCGGGAAGUUCCCACGAUGCACCACGGUCGACUUCAUGAUGUACCGCACCAUCAGGUGAUCUGGACUGACACGACAGAGAGAGAGACCACCUGAGUUUUGGAAUAUAAAAAAAGAAAAAGAUCCAGAAAAGAGACUGAUCUGACAGGAUGCAGAUUCACGAUGACAGGACGGAUCAGUGUGACGCUGCUCAUCAUUAAAGUUUAUUAAAUGUGAUGGGUUUUUUUUAUAAAAUGUUGAAUUUUUCAAAUAAA